AUGUUGGUUCGCCAAGCUCUCCACGACGUUGAAGGACUAUGUGUGAAGGACUACUCUCUUUUCACUUUUGAGGAUGCAGUUACACGGAUCCAUGUUCUUGCGUAUGUUGAUGAUCUUAUUGUCACUGGAAGUUUGCUUUGCGCUAAACCAGUAUCUCAUCCUCUUGAGAAGGACCAUCAUCUUGUGCGAGCUGGUGGGGCAGUUCUUCCAGAUCCUUUCAUGUAUCGUCGAUUAGUGGGCCGACUUAUUUAUCUAAGUGUGACUCGACCAUAUAUCUCUUAUGCUAUUCAUAUGCUUUCGCAAUUUAUGCAUGCUCCACAAGAGCUUCAUUGGGAAGUUGUGCUUCGUGUGGUUCGCUAUUUGAAGAAUAAUCCGGGACAAGGUAUUCUCUUGCGUGCUGCAACAGACCUACAUAUUACGGCUUGGUUUGACUCCGAUUAUGCUGGUUGCUCACUUAGUCGUCGCUCGCUCACGGCCUGGUUCAUUCAGCUUGGUGGAUCUCCGGUUUCCUGGCGGACACAGAAACAAGAUGUGGUUUCGCGUUCUUUGGCUGAGGCUGAAUAUCGUUCGAUGGCGGAAACAGUGUGUGAACUUCUGUGGUUACGGGAGCUUCUUAUGUUUCUUGGAGUUGAUUUUUCUUAUCCGAUCCCACUUGAUUGUGACAAUCAGUCGGCUAUUCAUAUUAGUAUGAAUCCGGUGUUUAAUGAACGUACGAAGCAUAUUGAGACUGAUUGUCAUUUUAUUCGUGAUGAGAUCGUUCGUGGUGUUAUGAUCCUUAAUAUGUUUCUACUCGAGAACAGCGCUGAUAUUCUUACUAAAGUACUUGGUCGCAAAGAGUUUUGA
Molecule: messenger RNA, 843 nt
Organism: Camelina sativa (false flax)
Lineage: Eukaryota; Viridiplantae; Streptophyta; Magnoliopsida; Brassicales; Brassicaceae
Source: RefSeq, a predicted model, not a curated record